CGAGGAUAAAAUAUUGGAUGCCAUUAGAGGAGAAUUCAAUAAACUAAAAAUACAACAUCCUACAUUAUUCCAAGACUAUCAACCGAAGCCCUUCUGUACUUUGCCUCAGAAGCCAUCCCACGACGUUGUCCACCGUCUUGAAGAAGUAUCCAUGACACUUGACGAGAUACGUCGACUCAGAACUGCGUUCCCGAAUCAUGUCACAGUAACAUAUUUAUCAGGAAAUCCUGGCUGUGGAAAAAGCGAGCUUGCAAGACAGAUUGGAGAAAAAUACUUCGAUGAAUUUGAAAAAGACGAGUCGUCCAAAUUCGUGGCUACAUUAAAUGCAUCGAGUCUUGAGAGUCUGAUUCAGUCGUACAUGGAACUGGCAUUCCAGCUUCAAUGCAACGACAUAUCCCUAAUCAUGUCAUCAGAAAAGAAUUCUCAAGAACAGAAACUUGCUCAGUUGCAAGCGCUCGUAGUUCCAAAGUUUCAGAAAUAUUCCUCAUGGCUGAUAAUUGUUGACAACGUUGAAGAUAUUAAAAUGGUUUGCAAAUUUAUACCGCACUCAGGUCAAAAGCUGCUGCAUCAUGGACAAAGACAUAUCCUGAUCACUACUCAAGACAUCGAGUCUAUACCAACAAGCGAUUCGCAUGCACACCAAAUUCAGCUUAAAAAUGGUAUGAAAUUACAUGACGCAGCUCAGACCCUGUAUGAAAUAUCUGGAUUGCCAUGCGACGAAGAAAUCGCAAAUAAAUUAUGCGAAAAACUAGACUUUCAACCUCUAGCGCUUGCCUGUGCAGCAGUGUACAUCAGACAAACACGCUGCGCUGAUCCAAGCAUGAACUGGGAAAGUUAUCUUGAAAAAGUGGAGAAAGGAAAUCUGAUGUCGGCUGAUGAGCUUUACGAGAAAACAAAUCACCCCUACCAGAGAUCUAUGAAGACUGCUAUUAAGAUGGCAGUUGAAAAGAUUUUAGAAAAAAGUGAGGUGUUACAGCAUGCAUUUGAAUUUAUGGCGGCUGUUGCUCCAGAGUUCAUAUCACUAGAACACGUUAUCAGCUAUGUACGUCAGUGCAUGCCUAAUAUGGAAAAAGAGAAUGUAGCUAUAGCCAUUACCUCAUCCGCCCUCAUCAUUACUUCCGAAGGCAGCUCUAAACGACAGUCUGUUCGCGUUCACCAAGUUGUCUAUCAUGUUCUUCAAUCCGUCUAUGAAGUAACAUUCCUGCAGCCAGUCGAUGAAUUUUCAUUUUUCAUGAAACUCGUCAACGUAUUUUCUUACAUCAGUGACAUUGGCGCAGAUAUAAUGAAGUUCUUUCAAGAAACAGCUCCUCUAAUUGUGCACUUUGUCUUUUUGUCGGAAAAGGUGAAAGAUUAUUUUGAAAGGAAUCAAAUUUUAAAGGUGCUAAAUGAAGCAAAGCUUUAUGGAGUACAUUAUCAGUGUAAUAAACUAUUUACCCAUCAAUNCUUUCGACGGGUCCAAGUCACUUCCUCAAAGCGCAACCUACAUCAAAUCAUUAAAGUCUUCAACAAGAGCCCAUUCCUACAGAACAAGGUAAAGUAG
This is a messenger RNA of Exaiptasia diaphana, 1540 nucleotides long. RefSeq lists its product as uncharacterized. The transcript is spliced from 2 exons. Lineage: Eukaryota; Metazoa; Cnidaria; Anthozoa; Actiniaria; Aiptasiidae. The record is from RefSeq and is a predicted model, not a curated record. The coding region runs from base 152 to 1540 and encodes 462 amino acids.